CACACCCUCUGUCCACCUCCAGGCUGAAGGUAACACAUCCCUUUCUGUCUGCUGGGAAGGAACUGGCUGCAACAUGUAGCAACUGCUCUCCUGCCUGGGACUCUGCACACAGGAAUUCUUUUUAUUCCUCCUCUUUGUGAAUCCACUGGAUCCUAAACCUUUCCUACACUAACGAUCGCCUAGAAGUGACGUGAAAUCAACUGCACUUCUUCUGAUGGCACAUGGAUGUUCCCCUCUCUGCCUUGUUUUUUUUCCUACAAACGGAAAUAGAUUUUUUUUUUUAGGGACUGGAUUCCUGAGGUUCUGACUUCUUACAUCACAGGGGAAGUUUGACAUGUUUUUAUCUGUAAUCAGCAAAGUAGGGUUUUUACUUGUUUCCUGUACAUCUUGAUCCUAUUCCAGCUGCAGCCCAACUUUGAAUGUCUUUUGGAUUUUCAGAAACGCAAUCUUUUAAGUUUUCACAUUUGGAUGUUGCAUUAUGUUUACAGAGUGAUGUAGAAAAUGUGAGCAGAACUCUGAAUUAUUGGAAUAUUGGCACAAUUUGGAGUCAGCGUUGAUUCUUCAGGCGGAUCACUGCUGGGCAUUUUGGUCCCGUCUUCAUCAUGGCACUGAAAGCAAGAGCUCUAUACACCUUCCAGAGCGAGAACAAAGAGGAAAUAAACAUCCUGGAGAAUGAAGAGCUACGUCUGCUCAGUGAUGUUUCGCUAGAUGGGUGGCUUCAGGGCACAAAUAGCCAUGGCCAGACUGGGCUUUUUCCAGCAUCAUAUGUUGAAAUCCUUCAUCCGCCCCGUUCUGGAUCUGUACAAGUAGACUGCCCAGCACAGCAUCAAAGCUACCCAGAUAAUACACAUCAUGGAAGCUACGAUGAUGACGAGGAGGAUGAUGAUGACUGGGAUGAAUGGGAUGAUGGACAGUCUGUUGCAGAAGAACCUAGUGGUCCAAAUGGUGUUCCACACAAUCAGCCCCCACGGCCCCAUUACCCAAGAGCUGAAUAUACCCACAGACCACGGCUAGAACGUCAGGACAGUGUGGCAAGUUCGAAGAGGGGAAGUGUUGUGGGGAGGAACUUAAACCGAUUUUCUAGCUUUGUAAGGUCAGGUGUCGAAGCCUUUGUACUUGGUGAUGUUCCCCAGCUGGGCAGAGUGCCUGAAUCUCAUGGUAUUGAAAUGGGACCCAUGGGUCCAGAGUGGCAGGCGGAGCGUAAUCCAUUCAGUUGCUCUGUUGAGGCACCCACCAAGCAAACAAAGUUCAAAGGAAUCAAAAGUUACAUUUCCUACAGGCUUACACCAGGGCACACCAACUCUGCAGUUUACCGAAGAUACAAGCAUUUUGACUGGUUGUACAACCGGCUUCUGCAUAAGUUUACAGUAAUCUCCAUUCCACACUUGCCCGAAAAGCAAGCUACAGGACGCUUUGAGGAGGACUUCAUCCAAAAGCGAAAACGUCGUUUGAUCCUGUGGAUGGAUCAUAUGACCAGUCACCCGGUUCUUUCUCAGUAUGAUGGUUUUCAGCACUUCUUAACCUGUGAAGAUGAGAAGCAAUGGAAAGCGGGCAAACGACGGGCAGAGAAAGAUGAGAUGGUGGGUGCCAGUUUCCUGCUGACUCUGCAGAUACCUACCGAACACCAGGACCUGCAGGAUGUGGAAGACCGCGUGGAUGCCUUCAAGGCCUUCUCAAAAAAGAUGGAUGAGAACGUUAUGCAGUUAACCAGCGUGGUGUCUGAACUGGCACGUAAACACAUGGGUGGCUUUCGUAAGGAGUUUCAGAAACUUGGAAAUGCUCUUCAGGGUCUUAGUUAUUCCUUCCAGCUAGACCCUCCAUAUGGCACAGAACCACUUGUGGGUGCUAUUGCUCAUACAGGGCAAACUUAUGAAAAGGUUGGGGAGAUGUUUGCUGAGCAGCCCAAGAACGAUCAGUUUAGAUUUCUUGAUACCCUGUCUUUGUACCAAGGAUUGCUGUCUAACUUUCCAGACAUCAUCCACCUACAGAAAGGAGCCUUUGCUAAGGUGAAGGACAGCCAGCGAAUGUGCGAUGAAGGGAAAAUGGAGCAGGAAGAAGCAGACGGAAUCCGGAAGAGGUCCCGCAUUGUUGGGUUUUCUUUGCAAGCAGAGAUUAACCAUUUUCACCAGAGGAGGUUGCUAGACUUCAAGCAGACGAUCCAACAUUAUAUAAAGGAACAGAUUCUCUUCUAUCGGAGGGUCAGCCAGGAGCUAGAGAAGACUUUACAGUUGUAUGAAAACAUGUGACACCAUCUCUUGUUUUUCGGAAUUUGUCUUGUCUUUUUUUUUUUUAGCCAACAACUGGUUUGGCAUUGUCCAGCGGAUACAUUCCUGAUAAUGAACGCCAUCUUUUUUAUUACCAUGUACACACACCUGGGUGCCUUUUACAAUGUAUGGGACUGACUAAAAUCGAUGGAAUUUAUAGGAUAUCUUUACGUUUUGAAAGACUAAGAAAAACUUUUAAAAAUGUGAUUUUUAGCAGGUGUUAAUAUUGGUAAAAAUAUAUGUUUGGCAAGUUGCUGCUGUUUAUGUAAAAGAGCAAAAAUAAAUCAAAGCUUUAUCCUA
Messenger RNA from Rana temporaria (common frog), 2564 nucleotides. RefSeq names its product sorting nexin 33 (gene SNX33). The coding region runs from base 603 to 2246 and encodes 547 amino acids. Gene Ontology annotation, cellular component: plasma membrane; cytoplasmic vesicle. The transcript is spliced from 4 exons. The record is from RefSeq and is a predicted model, not a curated record. Gene Ontology annotation, biological process: plasma membrane tubulation; endocytosis; mitotic cell cycle. Lineage: Eukaryota; Metazoa; Chordata; Amphibia; Anura; Ranidae. Gene Ontology annotation, molecular function: phosphatidylinositol binding; protein binding.